AUGGAUCAUAAUUUACUAUCUAAUGCCAAUACUGCGAAUAUAAGCUCAAAGCAAUGUAUAUCUGCACAAUUUUCAGAGUCAGACAAUGCAGAGGUACGUAAUGAAUCAUUGGUUGAAGAAUUUGAACGCAAAUUAAGCGUUGGUCAACAAAUGAAAAGUCUUGAAGAUACAUAUUUGUUAUAUUGUGAAUAUGGACGUAUCGAAGGGUUCAAUGUGAGAAAAGGAAAACAUGAUUACUUUCAUGAUAAUAGUAAAGAACUUUACAUGAAGGAAUUUGAAUGUUCUUGCAAACGAACAAAGGAUGAGAAACGUAGUACUAAAAAUAAAGAACCGAUAUACUUAAAGAAUGAAACAAGAUUUGGUUGUGCAGCAAGACUUAGGAUUGGAAGAAAAAAGAAUGAAGAAUGGAGAGUGACUAUUUUUGAUAUUCAGCAUAACCAUGACAUGGUCUCACCCGACCAAAGUUAUAUGUUGAGAUCGGCUUGUAGUAUUUCAUAUGCUAAAGGAAAUACACUCAAAACAUUGGUCGAUGCUGGAUUUUCGAUACCCAAUGCAUAUUCUUACUUGCAACAAGAAUCACAUGGGAGAGAAAAUGUCGGUUUUCUUAAAAAAGAUGCAUACAAUUACAUUAAUCGUAUCGCAAAAGAUCACAGACAAGUUGAAGAUGGUGAUGCUGCUGAGUUGAUUCGGCAUUUUAAAAAUAAAUCGAACAAAGAUAUAUUGUUCUACUGGGAUUUUCAAGUUGACGAAAAUAACAGGAUGUGCAAUUUCUUUUUCAGAGAUGGUUGGAGUCCGGUCGAUCAUGAGGCUUUUGGUGAUUUUGUUUCAUUUGAUACCACGUAUAAAACAAAUAAAUAUAAUCUGAUUUGUGCACCUUUCACGGGCAUUAACCAUCAUAAGAACAAUGUGAUGUUCGGAUUAGCUUUUAUGUCUCAUGAAACAGAGUCAUCUUUUCAGUGGUUAUUCAACACAUUUCUCGAGUCUAUGGGUGGAAAGUAG
Messenger RNA from Erythranthe guttata (spotted monkey flower), 999 nucleotides. The record is from RefSeq and is a predicted model, not a curated record. Lineage: Eukaryota; Viridiplantae; Streptophyta; Magnoliopsida; Lamiales; Phrymaceae.